CCGUUGGUGUGUGCUUUCGUGUUGUCAGGCAGAAAGACAAACAUCAGACAACCCGGGGCGGCGUGGGACCUGCUCGGAUAACCACAUUUCCCCCCCCACCCCGCCAGUCGGUCUUUUGUAUUUGUAAUAUUAUUAUUUACAUUUAUUCGUUUACGUAGCAAUGUCGCUUGGGUGCGAGUCUGGCUUUUCGAGCGAGGAGGUGUUAAACAGCCGCUUCCCUCUCCAUCGGGCGUGCAGGGAUGGAGAUGUCGGCGCCUUGUGCUCCUUCCUUCAGACCACCGCCAACCCGGCCGACCUCACCGUGGAGGACACCUUUUACGGCUGGACGCCUAUACACUGGGCAGCUCAUUUCGGAAAGCUGGAGUGCGUGAUGCAUCUGGUACAAGUGGGCUGCGGCGUCAACGUUGUGACCUCCAAGUUUGCCCAGACGCCCACUCACAUUUCAGCAUUUGGAGGACAUCCCCAGUGCUUGUUAUGGCUCCUACAAGCCGGCGCAGACAUUAAUAGACAGGACUAUGUGGGCGAGACGCCCAUCCACAAGGCUGCACGUGCGGGCAGUCUGGAGUGCAUCAACGCUCUCUUGGUGCAGGGAGCAAAAGCUGAUGUGAGGAAUGCCAGCGGGCUGACCGCCGCCGACCUGGCCCACGCGCAGGGCUUCCAGGAGUGCGCCGAGCUUCUCUCCAAUGCCCAGAACUUCCAACAAAACAUGGCUCAGUUCCAUAACGGAGACUUUCUCAAUGGCACCAGCCAGAAUGGGGGGCACACUCAGCCCACUACCCGGGGCCGUAGCCUCUUCAAGGGCAUACCCAACAGAAAGAGGUCAUUCGAUGACCAGGAAGUCAACCCAGUGAAGAAGGCGAGACCUCACGGUCUGGGCAUGCUGCUUGAAUUGCAGAACGGUAACGGGCCAGUUGCUGGUGCUGGAGAGUCCCCAAUGGAAAGCAUGGAGUUGGAGUCUUCUGUGAGCACAGGUGGGCCAGGACCCUUUGCAUUGGGGCCGAAUGGGGUGGCGCCGGCGAACGGGCUGGGGCCCAUGGAUCAGUGGGAGGACCAGGGGGGACAGGCCAUGUCCAGCUCAGCAACUAAAGAGCUGGAGGUCUUCAAUGUGGCGUCCAUGCAGACGCCUUGUCGCUGCACCAACUCUUACGCUUAUUUGUAGAGAUGCUGUGAGUGUGUGUGUGUGUGUGGUGGCACACUCAAAAACUGUAUUUCACAUUGGUGUUGUGUAUACAUUUUGCUAUUGUCAAGCUAUGAUUUAAUUGUUGGCGACUUAUAUGCAAAAAGACAAAUGUUAAAAAAAAAAGGCUGUAGCAGUGUGUGUAAGCUUUUCUACUCUCCUAUGUACCUGAUUCCACUCAAAAUUAUAUUUAAGGCCUUUGUCCAGUUAUACUAAUAGGUUUAUUGUAAAAAAAUAAAUAAAAUAAUAAUAUUUUAUAGGCCAUUUCCAGAUAACAGAAUUAUUUGUAUUUCCCUGUCUAGUUGGUUGAACAGUGUAAACGGAGUGCUGUUCUUGGUUAUUAGUUUUAAUUAAAAUUUGUUGUAUGCUUUUGCUUGUUGUGGCUAAAGCUAAAUGUGUUGGGAAAUGUGCAGUGUUCAUUUUCAAUGUUUAAGGGAAACGUCAUUUUUUAUUAAUAUCCAUGAGAUGUAAUCUAAAUUGGGUCAUAUCAUGCCCCCCCCCCUUUCUUUCUUUCUUUCUUUCUUUCUCUCCCCUCCCUUUGCUGAAUCUGCUGUAGAACAUUUCUUGUCGAUUUGUCUUUGAUGAAGACCUGAGAGCACUGAGGUAUUAACUGCCCCUAGUUGAUGUAGUUAAGUCAUUCAACCUGCCUCAGGCCAAAGCAAAUCCCAACACGAAUGUAGCUCAUAGUGGUAUAAAUCAUUCACAGCGCAGCUUUUCUACCGACUUUUACAGCUUGUAAAUGUACCAAAUUAAGACUUAGUACAGUGGUACCUCAAAGGUCGAUGACAAUCUAUCCAUGAUGCUGGUUGAACUUCCUUUCCCCAUUAAAAUGUAUUGUAUUUCAAACUAAUUUGUUCCAGAGUCCAAACUGUUGCCACCAUAAAACCUUGAGUACUGUACAGGCAAUGUUUUAAGUAACAUUUUAACAUCAUUGAUUGUCCUAUAAGUAUAAACAAGUGACAAGUAUGUGGCAGCUAACCAGUUAGAAACUACAACGAGAAGCUAACAUAGCAGUCUACAUCUUCACUUUCCCCCCCCCUGAAUAGCACAAAUGGAUAGAUUCAAUUACACAACACCAGGUCGAGAAUUUCCAACUCAAAAUCCGUUGCUCCCAAAAUGUUUGCCAGUAACCUCUCCCACUAAAACGCUUAUGAAAUACACAGGAAUGGGAAUUAUUAAAAACAAGAAGUAGAAACUCCUAAACAUGGCUUAACAAACGCAACACUUCUGCAUCCAAUCCACAUGACUACAACCAUCACUUCAGAUGUCAUGGCACCAGGUUAAUCUUUCGAUGCUAGCUAAAAUGAGGUCUAAUGUGUAGUGGUCUAGUCUAAUGUUGGUCAAACUCUCAAAUUUCUAGGCCCUUUUUGACAUUCGUCUUAGGAGUUACCACUGUACUACAUUUACUUUUUUAGAAUGCUGUUGCUCAAGUAUGAUGAAUGUUCAUUCUGUUAGCAGUGUUGCAUAUUACAAAUUCUAUAAUAAUGUUCAUUUAAAAAAAAAAAAACGGUGAAGGAAAUUUUAUAAUCUGUUAGUUAGCUGCCUAAAAAAGUUUGCAUUGGAUUGUACAGUUUGCAAAAAAAAAAAAAAAAAAGCCUUAUUACUU
Messenger RNA from Phycodurus eques (leafy seadragon), 2783 nucleotides. RefSeq names its product ankyrin repeat domain 10b (gene ankrd10b). Gene Ontology annotation, molecular function: protein binding. The transcript has 5 exons. NCBI's taxonomy places the organism in Eukaryota, Metazoa, Chordata, Actinopteri, Syngnathiformes, Syngnathidae. Bases 161 to 1159 code for a protein of 332 amino acids. The record is from RefSeq and is a predicted model, not a curated record.